Clupea harengus (Atlantic herring) is the source of this 1585-nucleotide messenger RNA. Its product is annotated as collagen alpha-1(IX) chain-like. NCBI's taxonomy places the organism in Eukaryota, Metazoa, Chordata, Actinopteri, Clupeiformes, Clupeidae. Bases 125 to 1174 code for a protein of 349 amino acids. Gene Ontology annotation, molecular function: extracellular matrix structural constituent. The transcript is spliced from 15 exons. The record is from RefSeq and is a predicted model, not a curated record.
GGUGGUGAAGCAGGGUCUCGGGGACCUCAGGUGAGUGAAUUGCCAUAAAAAACUGUUGUUGUUUUGCAGACUGCUUCAUCAGGUGCAACCUGAGCAAAAACAAAGCCUGUUAUUUCUGACUCUCAUGCAGGGCCACCAGGGAGAGCCAGGGCCCAGGGGAGUUCAGGGUGUACCUGGUCCUCCUGGCCUGCCAGGUACUGUGGGAAUGAUGGGGAAAGGAGGUCCUCCAGGAUCCCCAGGGCCCCUGGGAGCGCCUGGGCCAGAAGGACCUGUUGGAUUGCUAGGUAAAGCAGGCAUUGAUGGACUGAUGGGACAAACAGGGGAAAAGGGUGAAAGGGGAAUGUUGGGACCUCCUGGAGACGCUGGUCCUACUGGUCUGGACGGUCAACAGGGCCUUCCGGGUCGUGCUGGAGAAGAGGGGCCACCAGGACAAAAAGGCGAGCAGGGAGACCCUGGCCCAUUGGGAAGGCCUGGAACUCUGGGACCUCCUGGAGAUCGUGGGCUAGAGGGCAUCCAAGGCCAUCUGGGAGAGCCAGGACCGCGGGGGAAAGAGGGAGCUGCUGGUGUUCCUGGCCAUAUAGGGGAACGAGGUCCAAAAGGAAAAAAAGGGGAUUCAGGGACACAAGGAUUUCCUGGUUUGCCUGGGUUUUCAGGAGUGUUUGGGGUAAAAGGAGAGAGGGGCAUUAAAGGAGACAAGGGCCACGCGGGACUGCUUGGUGAGGUUGGGUUCAUGGGGGAAAGGGGACCAUCAGGCUUGGCAGGACUAGAGGGUGUUACAGGUCCUAGGGGGUCACCAGGGCCUGAUGGACCUCCAGGGCAGAAGGGGGACACAGGAUCAAGAGGUGUAACUGGUAUCAUUGGGGAUUUAGGUCAACAGGGGCCAUCAGGGAACAGGGGGAUAAAAGGGAACACUGGUAGCCCAGGACCAAAGGGUCUGAUUGGGCGACCAGGGCAACAUGGCGCACUUGGCCCAAAGGGUUUCUCUGGAUCGGAAGGGACUCGAGGCGAAACAGGGGAGAAAGGGGAGCCAGGAGAGAUGGGACCAGAGGGUUUACCUGGAUUGAGUGGAUCUCAAGGACCUCCUGGAUUAGAGGUACUAAAUAUCUCAUUACACAUCAGGUCAGAAGGCCAGAAGAGUGUUUUCACAGGCAAUUACCUGUUUUGUAGCUAUUGAAAUAGGUUGCAUCGCGGUGGCAGUAAAGGAAUCGUUCAAUUAUAUCCCAACAGUAUGCAAUCAAAACACCGUUAUAUCAGAUAUUAUCUUCAGAUUUGAAAUAAAAGUGGUGUGUGACUGUAAAAUUACCCUCUUGUAGGGAACUCCAGGUGAGAUAGGGGCUGACGGACCAAUUGGUCCUCCAGGACCUCAGGCAAGUACAUUUCAUCAGUAAUGAGCUCGCUCAUAUCACUUAUAUCCCUUGGACCACAGAAGUGGCACUAAUGCAGAAUGAUUAACAGGAAAUCUACUGACACUUCUAGGGACGGAAAGGCCAAACAGGACCUGAGGGCAGACAAGGUCUGAAAGGACAAAAGGGUAAAGAUGGUAGAGAUGGACGGCCAGGAAAAACGGGUCAUGGUGGACCAUGGG